AGGCCGGCCUCGGGCUGAGGGAGCCGACCGUUGCCGCCGCGCUCAGGGUCCUGCAGGCGCCGCUGGAGCUCGUCGAGCAGCGGCCUGGCGUCAGGAUCCUGCGCUCCACGAUCGAGAGGGACGUGCCCUUGGACGACUUCGUCCGCGCCGUGGAGAAGUACCGCCGCGACCGGGCGCGCCGCAGAGAGGCGGGCGACGAGUCGGCCAAGCUGUGCUUCCCCAGGCGCAAGGCCGCCGCCCCGGCCGUGGGCGCCGCCGCGGCCGCGAAGCGGCCGCGCCUGGAGGAGAACUGGGCGAGGGCCCAGCCGCCAGGCCCCGCCGCGGCGGCCCCGCGGCCGCCCGGCGGGCCGGCCAAGGCCAUUGCAAAGCGAAGACCGCCUCCCUGAGGGCGCGCUGGGCGACUGCGAGCACAC
This is a messenger RNA of Prorocentrum cordatum, 413 nucleotides long. Lineage: Eukaryota; Dinophyceae; Prorocentrales; Prorocentraceae. The record is from the annotation of a GenBank genome assembly.